AAUAUGUAAAGAGCUUGAAAGGUCAUCCUCAUUUACUUGAUAAAGUAGCACAGUUGUCAAAUGAGAAUGGAAAUAAGGGGUCAGACUUUAUGAAAUCUGGAAAGAAGUAUCUUUACCCAGAACAUCUUUCUCUGACACAUCUGCAAGCUGGAAUAAAAACGGGGAAGUAUGUACAAGGAAAGUUUCAGAGGAGUCGAGAGAAUUAUCUAGAAGGUUUUAUUUUUGUUGAUGACAACGAAUCAAACACGAUUUUGCUACAAGGACGAGAGCAUGUCAAUCGUGCUGUACACGGUGACAUUGUUGGUGUUGAGCUCCUGUCUAAGGACAGAUGGUCCAAUCCAUCAACUGUAGUUCUUCAGGACGAAUCUGUUAAUCCAGAUGAUGAUGAAGAUGAUAAGGAAGAUGAGAUGCUCGUUAAAAAGGACAGAACAAAAACUGAAGCUGUUCCAACUGGCAAAGUUGUUGGGAUUAUUCGAAGAAACUGGAGACAAUACUGUGGAAUUCUUCAAGCUUCUCCUAUUAAAGAGGCAACCCGUCAUCUUUUUCUUCCGUCUGAAAAACGAAUUCCUAAAAUACGAAUUGAGACCAGGCAAGGAGAAUCUCUGAAAAAUAAAAUAAUUGUUGUAGCUAUUGAUGGGUGGUCCAGGGAUUCUAAAUACCCCCACGGUCAUUAUGUCCGCACUCUGGGUGACAUCGGAGACAAGGAGGCUGAGAAUGAGGUAUUGCUGUUAGAACAUGAUAUUCCACAUCAAAAUUUCUCUCAAGCUGUUCUUGCCUGCUUACCCAAGUUACCAUGGAUCAUCACUGAAGAGGAUGAGAAGGUUCGUGUAGACUUGCGACACAUUGCAGUUUGUAGUGUCGAUCCACCAGGUUGCACUGAUAUUGAUGAUGCUCUCCACUGUAGAACGUUACCGAAUGGAAAUUUCGAGGUUGGAGUUCAUAUAGCUGAUGUAUCACACUUUAUUAAGCCAGGGACGGCUAUAGACAAAGAGGCUUCUAACAGAGGGACGACAGUCUAUCUCGUGGAUAAGAGAAUAGACAUGGUUCCAGAUUUACUAAGUUCCAACUUGUGUUCUCUUAGAGAGAAAGAAGAUAGAUUUGCCUUUUCGUGUAUUUGGGAGAUGACACCUCAAGCUGAAAUCGUGAAAACGAAUUUUCAUAAGUCAAUCAUCUGCUCCAGGGCAGCUUUAACAUACAUGGAAGCCCAGAUGAAGAUUGAUGAUUAUUCAAUUCAUGAUGAACUAACUGAAAGUUUGAGGUCUCUCAAUAGCCUCGCAAAAAUCUUGAAGAGGCAAAGAAUAGAAAAUGGGGCUCUCACUCUAGCGUCAUCCGAAGUACGGUUUUUAGUCGAUUCUGAGACUCAUGAUCCAAUUGAUGUGCAGUCAAAAGAACUUAAGGAAACUAAUUCUAUGGUGGAAGAGUUUAUGUUACUGGCCAACAUAUCUGUGGCUCACAAGAUCUUGGAGGAAUUUCCAGAGUGUGCCGUGUUACGAAGACAUCCUGAACCACCACCGGCUAACUUUGAUUCAUUAAUUAAGGCUGCAGAGUUAAAGGGAUUUGACAUAAGCAUUGAAACAGGCAAAGCUCUGGCUGACUCACUAGAUAAAGCUGUUAUUUCAAACAACCUGUACUUCAACAUAAUGUUAAGAAUGGUUGCCACCAGGUGUAUGACCCAAGCUUUGUAUUUCUGUAGUGGCAUGGUAGCUGAGAGUGACUACCCACACUAUGGUCUGGCUGUUCCUCUGUACACCCACUUCACCUCACCCAUCAGGAGAUAUUCAGAUGUUCUUGUCCACCGACUACUUGCAGCUGCUAUUGGAGCUGAUACCACAUAUCCUGAACUUCUGGAUAAGAUAAAGACCCAGACUAUAUGUAACAACUUGAACUACAGACACAAGAUGGGUCAGUAUGCUGGCAGAGCUUCGGUCAACUUGUACACCCACAUGUUUUUCAAAGAUCGUGCAGUAGACGAAGAAGGGUAUAUCUUAUUUGUCCGAGAAAAUGCACUGCAGAUUCUGUUACCCCGAUUUGGUAUGGAAGCCAGUCUUUUUCUUAAACCUUCAAAUGGAUCUCCUGGACCUGUUCCUUUCCAGUUCAAUGAAAAGGAACCUUCACAAACAGGGGCAGGAGUUAAGCUACGACAAUUUGAUCCUGUUAUUGUUCGGGUAUCUAUAGACAGCUCUAAUAUACAACACCAGAAAGUGAAACUGCAAUUAGUAAAACCAGAGAUUCCUGGCUUCAGUGUUUCACCAAAUGACUCUUGUGAAGAGCCAGUUAAAAAGAAGGCCAAGACUUGAGAACUUUUCCGUAGAGAAAAUGUACAUCAACCUUGUAUAAUAAACUGUUUUAUAUAGCUUUA
Limulus polyphemus (Atlantic horseshoe crab) is the source of this 2359-nucleotide messenger RNA. Its product is annotated as exosome complex exonuclease RRP44-like. Gene Ontology annotation, molecular function: endonuclease activity; RNA binding; 3'-5'-RNA exonuclease activity. NCBI's taxonomy places the organism in Eukaryota, Metazoa, Arthropoda, Merostomata, Xiphosura, Limulidae. Gene Ontology annotation, biological process: rRNA catabolic process. The transcript has 19 exons. The record is from RefSeq and is a predicted model, not a curated record. Gene Ontology annotation, cellular component: nuclear exosome (RNase complex); cytoplasmic exosome (RNase complex). Bases 90 to 2297 code for a protein of 735 amino acids.